Arthroderma uncinatum is the source of this 1746-nucleotide messenger RNA. RefSeq names its product methylcrotonoyl-CoA carboxylase subunit beta. Gene Ontology annotation, biological process: L-leucine catabolic process. NCBI's taxonomy places the organism in Eukaryota, Fungi, Ascomycota, Eurotiomycetes, Onygenales, Arthrodermataceae. Bases 1 to 1746 code for a protein of 581 amino acids. Gene Ontology annotation, cellular component: methylcrotonoyl-CoA carboxylase complex; mitochondrion. The transcript has 2 exons. Gene Ontology annotation, molecular function: methylcrotonoyl-CoA carboxylase activity. The record is from RefSeq and is a predicted model, not a curated record.
AUGGCUCUCCGCGCCCCCACCGGGCUGCUGCGUAGCCUGCGAUGCGGCCUCAACCAGCAGCUCCCUCGACGAGCUGGCCUCACGCUGAACAGCUCCAGCUACCGGGUCAGGAGCGUCGCCAGCUUCACGCACGCCCACCAGGCCUCUGCCAUCUCGGUGCUGCCCACCACCGUCGACACCUCGUCCGCAGACUUCCAGGAGAACGCCAAACAGAUGGACGAGGUCCUGCAGAAGAUGAACGAGCUGCACGCCAAAAUCGCUCAGGGAGGCUCUCAGAAGGCUCGUGAUAAGCACAUCGCGCGUGGGAAGAUGUUGCCCAGAGACAGAGUCACCGCGCUCAUCGACCCGGGCACCUCGUUCCUCGAGCUCUCCCCGCUGGCCGGCCACGAAGUCUACCCGGGCGACGAUGUGCCCUCCGGCGGCAUCAUCACUGGAAUCGGCAUGGUCGAGGGCGUCAACUGCAUGAUCGUGGCCAACGACAGCACCGUCAAGGGCGGCACCUACUACCCCAUCACCGUCAAGAAGCAUCUGCGUGCCCAGGCCAUUGCUCAGGAGAACAAGCUGCCCUGCAUCUACCUCGUCGACUCCGGCGGUGCCAAUCUGCCUCAUCAGGCCGACGUCUUCCCGGACAAAGAGCAUUUCGGUCGUAUCUUCUUCAACCAGGCCCGCAUGAGCUCGCUCGGCAUCCCCCAGAUCUCAGUCGUCAUGGGUCCCUGUACGGCCGGUGGUGCGUACGUUCCGGCCAUGAGUGACGAGUCCAUCAUUGUCGAGAACCAGGGCACUAUCUUCCUUGCUGGACCACCGCUGGUCAAAGCAGCCACCGGUGAAGUCGUUUCCGCUGAGGAUCUCGGUGGUGGGAAGCUACACUCCACCAUCUCCGGUGUGACCGAUUACCUGGCCGUUGACGACGCUCACGCCUUGACGUUGGCCCGCAGGUCGAUAUCAAACCUCAACUGGCCCAAGACCACCUCGCCAUUGACGCCCACAUCCACUGCUUCAACAGCUACCGAACCCAUCAAAGAACCCCUCUACCCAACUUCCGAGCUCGCCGGAAUAAUAGGCACCAACCUCCGCCGACAGGUCGACGCCCACGAAAUCAUUGCCCGUAUAGUCGAUGGAUCGGAAUUCUCCGAAUUCAAACGCGACUACGGUACCACCCUCGUCACCGGCUUCGCACGCAUCUACGGCACCCAGGUCGGAAUCGUAGCUAACAACGGCAUUCUAUUCUCCGAAUCCUCCCUCAAGGGCGCGCAUUUCAUCGAGCUCUGCGCCCAGCGAAACGUCCCCUUGCUCUUCCUACAGAAUAUCUCCGGUUUCAUGGUCGGCGCAGACGCCGAAAAGGGUGGUAUUGCGAAGAACGGUGCUAAGCUGGUUACGGCCGUUGCUUGUGCUGAUGUUCCUAAGUUCACUGUCGUAUAUGGCGCCAGUGCUGGCGCAGGUAAUUACGGAAUGUGUGGCCGUGCUUACUCUCCUCGUUUCCUAUUCAUGUGGCCCAAUGCUAAGAUCGGUGUCAUGGGCUCCGAACAGCUAACCAACGUAAUGGCCGCGGUUGGCAAGAACAUUGAUCCCUCGCUGCGUGACCGUAUCGACGCCGAGAGUGAGGCUGUCUUCUCGUCUGCGCGCCUAUGGGACGACGGCGUCAUCCCACCAGCAGAUACGAGAAAGGUAUUGGGGCUAUGCUUGGCUGCCUCCGUCGGCGGACGUGCCGAGGAAGUAAAGACAAAGUUCGGUGUUUUCAGGAUGUAG